Molecule: messenger RNA, 5505 nt
Organism: Trichoplusia ni (cabbage looper)
Lineage: Eukaryota; Metazoa; Arthropoda; Insecta; Lepidoptera; Noctuidae
Gene: Doa
Product: serine/threonine-protein kinase Doa
Exons: 11
Coding region: 2298-4820 (840 amino acids)
Biological process (GO): protein phosphorylation
Cellular component (GO): nucleus
Molecular function (GO): ATP binding; protein kinase activity
Source: RefSeq, a predicted model, not a curated record
UCACAUAAGUUAAAAUGUUAUCAUACCUUAACAUAGUAAAUAAACAUAGGAACCACUAAAAUUAGUUAUUAGGAUGAUAUUUUCUUCACAUGAUAGCGGUCAUUCACAUGAUAACUAAAAUAAUGUAGACAAAAAAUAUUAAUUUCUUUGUUUGUCCAAAUAUGAUCGACAAGCUUAUUUCUUUGGGCAGGUGUUACUCUUAUUUGCUGUGAAUGUGCUAUCAUAGUAUAGGUUAAUGAACUGUUUUUUUAUAUACACAAACAUCAUUGAAAUCACCGAAUAACAAUUCUCAUUAAGCUUCUUGCGUCACACUCAACUAUUUAUUUGUGUGUAUACAGCCGUUACAGACGAGGUAUUCCCAUGUAGGGGUUCUUACCUGCACCCCUUUGUAACAGUCGGUCCCAAACAGCUGUUUAACAGUUCAAUUGUUAUUCAGUCUCUCGCUGGCGGUGCGGUGUGACAGAGUGAAAUGUUAACUAAUAACUCUCAUGUUAUGCUCACCAUGUGUCAAUAUUACGAUAUCCUUAAUGAACGAUUUACAACAGUGUUUUUGAUUAUGCUUACCACCUUUUUGACCAUUAACCAAAUGAAAACUAACUGUUUUUUAACAGCUGUGGACAAAUUCGUUAACUUUAACUACCCUGUCUUGUUAAAUAACUAUGGGUACCCACAGGUAUGUUGACUCUGUACCAUAAAGAAUGCAAAUAUAUUGUUGGGAAAUACAUGCAUGACUGUCUCUGCACACAUAAAAAGUAAACAUCGUACGUAUGUAAACAAUAGUUUGAUAUUUAUCAGUAGUUAAUUGUAUACAACACGGUAGUUUGCAAAUAACGUCUACUAUUCUGGUGAUGAAAAAUAUUUACCAGCCAAGUGAAAGUAGGAAACUACCAUGGAGUUGUUAACAUACACGAAUAUGCUUUGGCAACGGAUAACUGCGCGAUAUUACGUUGAGAAUGCAAGGUAUUUUUGUUUCUUCCGUUGCAUUCAAAACUCUCAGUAAACAGUAUUGUGACGACUGUAAAACUACCAAUUAUAACAUGAAUUGAAGUGCCUAAUUGAAAGCCUGAUCUGAAGGUCUGAUCUACGCUUUUUGUUUCGAGUCAAAACAAACAUGACGAAAUAUAGGAAUAAAUUAAGGUUUCCUAAUAAUAAAACAGAUCGCGAAUCAAGGCAGUUAAAUGUGUAAUGAUAAUGAUAAGCGUUAGACAACACGUAGGUCGGUCGUGCGUGUCACUUUAUCAUUCAUCUCGUCGCGGCAGUUGUACCCGCAUCCGUCCCAAUGAUCGUUCUCAACACAGAUAACACAUGCUGUAGUUAUUUAAUAUGCUUAUUUGAUGACGGUGUUUACAGUGAUAGACCUGACUACGGGAUAAUGCGUGUGAAGAUAGUACGAUUGCGUGCUAGGCGCGUGUGCGCACACAUUACUAAGACUCGUCCGUGUCGGUCGCGGGCACUGUCGGCAUUGUUCAGUGCUCGCAUGCGCUCCACUGACCUAAUUACCCACCACUUAUUAACAGAUCGGACUUGGCUCUGCUGCUCACAGUUCAGAGAAAGGUGUGCUUCUUUAACGAUGUCAAAAUGAAGCUCUAUUACAAAAACAAUCGUGCGAAAUUUAAUAAGUAUUACUUAGCAUGUUUACAUUGACGCGUAUUUAGCUCGAGAUGACGUUCGUGAACACAUUGUUAAAUUUGUUGCUCAAAUUUCAUAGUCUAAACUACAGUUUAAGAAAUAAUUUAUUCCUUUUAACUGUCAUAAUGAAUACAUUUUAUUAUUGAAUUCACUCUAAAAAAGAAAUGUGUUGACUAACCUCAAAAAAUUAUAAAAGAUAGACCAAUGUCACUGACCCUUGGCUACAAGCUUGCUAAUUGGUCAGCAAUAAUUAGCCUGUCUAGUUCACAUAGCUAUAUUCAAUUAUAAAAAGAAAAAUACGUAGUACCGUGUAAUGUGAAGAAAUGUGUUUGCGACGGGGCACCUCAGAGUGCGCGGGAGGGCGCUCCCACGGGUUGCCGAUAUUUUUAGUGCACGACGAUUACUUGGCACCGGCGGCCGCACUCGGUUGCGCUAGUGAUCUUUCUGAAAUUCGUUCGCGCUUAGGUACGCUCUCGAUCUCGAGAUAGAACCAGUCUCAUGUCCGGUGGCGAAGCAAACGCCGCGUAAACUAGAAAAUUCGUGGAGAUCUCAGUAUUUAGAUCGACCGAUUUAAAUGUGUAAAUAUGACGUUUCCGGAGUAUUAUGUGAUUUAUCCUGGCUAAAGUGUUUGUUAUUAAACUUUUAAAACCUAAGACAAAACAUAAAGUAUGGCUAGUUUAAGCACCGCUGCUAACGGCACGACGAGCCCGCGACGUCAGCGCUAUAACAGAUCGUCCACCACGAGCGUCACACAACUAUUAUCAGAUGGCUACUCCAGCUUCAUAAAUCGGCUUACCCGGCGAGGGCCCUCCGAGAAGACUGAAAUUGUUAGCGAAAAUAAGCUCUCUGCUCCGGUACGGUCGCGAUUUGACGACAAACUCAUUUCAAGUAAAAAUACCGCGUUAGCAAAUGCGCGAAGAUUCGAGAAUAAUAGUAAUAUCACAGCAUACACAUCCUUAACAUCCGGCCCGGCAGCGCGGAAGUUGAACGAUGACCGUAUGUACUCGAGUUACCUGGGCUCCGCAAAGACUCGCAUCGAUACAUCACCUUUACAUUCUACCUCCGCUAUUAGUGCUCUUGGGCGCAGUGACUCAUUUCGGAGAGCUCACCUAAAAGACAGUAAAUCAUCACCAUUUACUAAACGAUAUCCCCUUAAAGAACCAAAUAAUAAUAUUGAUAGCAUUUUAUUAGGUAGUACUCGUAGUCGGUUGGAAGAUAAAUAUUCCUCAGUCUUGGAUAGGAUAGCGAUACAGAAGAAAGAAAAAGCAAGAAUAGAAAAAGAGGAUCGUGACAAAACUUUAGAACCUGAGCAAUCUCUGUCUCGAGGACUUAUGAGAAGUUUAACGACAGCCGUAUUUGGUGAAAACUCCUUUAAACGAAACAAUUACUCUCGAGAGAAAACCAGAGACAAGACACCAUUUCGAAACACGGCAGACAGACGCUUGUCGUCUGGGCACAAAAAAAAAGAUGAAUACAAAAACGGAUUUGAUAUUCCGUUGAAAGACCGACCUUACUAUGGGAAGGACAGAGAUAGUGUAUAUCGAAGGCAUCAGAGGAGAUCUUUGAGGGCUGAGAAAAGUGAAAACAAUGAUCGAAAAGUAGGGAAACUAUCAUUACGUCCAGUCGAUAUAAACAUCCAUCCGGCAGCUCGUGAUUUAGUAUCUCCACUUCAACAGAAUAACAAAGAUGUGAAUAUUAAAUCAAAAGCCACUAAAACUCCAGCCGGCUCACCUUCAAGGGAAGUCGGACAGAAACAAAUAUAUUUUCCAUCAAGUGACGAAGACGAGGACAAAACUCCGGUCGGCGAUCGUAUUCUCAGCGAUCGGGAAACAAGGCGGAAAGAAAUCCAGGGUCUUAUAAUGAAAUAUGCUCACCUGGAUGAAGUGUACGGUCGUAUCGGUGACAAAGACAUCAAAGAAGCCACGAACGAUGCUAUAGCCACAAAAAAAGUGGAGCCUCUGGGUGUGGGCGACUUAGUGGUGCUUCCUCCCGAGCUGCGUAGCCGGCAGCGGCCCCAGCGACCGCGGCACCUGACACGGCACGCGGCCACGCCGCCUAGCUCCCGGGCACGCUCCUCCGUCAAGGACGACAAGGACGGACAUCUGGUCUACUGGCCCGGAUAUGUCAUGGGAGCGAGAUACAAAAUCAUCGACACGCUUGGUGAGGGUACCUUCGGCAAGGUGGUCGAAGUGAAGGAUUUAGAAUUAGAGCACAGAAUGGCACUGAAGAUUAUCAAGAAUGUUGAGAAAUACAGAGAGGCUGCUAAACUCGAGAUAAAUGUUUUAGAAAAGUUAGCUGAAGUCGACCCUGAUUGUAAAAACUUGUGUGUUAAGAUGUUGGACUGGUUCGAAUACCACGGGCACAUGUGCAUCGCAUUUGAAAUGCUCGGCCAGAGUGUAUUUGACUUCCUGAAGGACAAUAACUACCAGCCAUACCCGCUGGAGCAGGUGCGGCAUAUCGCCUACCAGCUCAUAUACAGUGUGCUGUUCCUCCAUGACAACAAGCUCACACACACAGAUCUCAAGCCAGAAAACAUAUUGUUUGUCGACAGUGAUUACGAAGUCGUCAGUGUAUACAAUGCAUCCAAAAAGAAACACGAUUUAAUGCGCGUUAAGCGGAGUGACGUGAGACUGAUUGACUUCGGUAGCGCGACGUUCGACCACGAGCACCACAGUACUAUCGUCUCCACCAGGCAUUACAGAGCGCCAGAGGUCAUACUAGAAUUAGGUUGGUCACAGCCAUGUGACGUGUGGUCCAUCGGUUGCAUCAUGUUCGAGCUGUACCUCGGCAUCACUCUUUUCCAAACACAUGACAACAGGGAACAUCUCGCCAUGAUGGAGAGGAUCUUAGGACCUAUACCUUACAGAAUGGCAAGGAAAACAAAAACGAAAUAUUUUUAUCACGGGAAGCUAGACUGGGAUGAAAAAUCGUCAGCUGGAAGAUAUGUCAGAGAAAACUGCAAACCACUGAUGAGGUACCUCCAGACUAACAGUGAAGAAUCGCGACAGUUGUUUGACCUCAUAGCGCGCAUGCUCGAGUACGAACCUGCUCAAAGAAUAACGUUACGGGAAGCGCUUAAACACCCCUUCUUCAACAAACUUCCACAAAACCAGAGGCUCGGCCCUGACCGCGCGCGCGUCGGCGGCGAGAGCUCGGGGUCGCGCGAGCGCUCGCACUCGCUCAGCAGGUGAGCGCGCCUGUACAGUUAUGAAGUGAUAAGUGAUCAUUAUUUUGUCGAACAUUGUAAUCUAGGUAAUAUUUUGUUGUGAAUCGGUACUUCUCAAUUUGUAUUUAUAAAGUAACUAUUAUUCAAAAUAAAGACUGUCAGUCUGAUUUUGUUUUUUAAUUUAAGAGUAUUUUAUUUAUCAUCAUGACCACAAACUUCCAAUAAAGAGUUCUUUUUUGUCUAUUUAGUGGUAAAAGAUUUGCUGAUUAAUUGUAUAUUUUUUAGGACAUAACUAAUAAAUAAUUGUAAUGUUAUUAUAAAAGUUGAAAUAAAAACCUAGUUUCUACCAAGACCCAACUUGUAGAUUAUCCUAUAAUACCGUAAAAUAGGGUGAAUAGAGCUCCAAGGGGUAAUAAAAAUAUAAUAGUGUGUUUCGGGAGUCGCAUGCUUAUACUAACAUCCAAACUCCGUUGAUACUUUAUUAUUUUAUUAAAUGCGUGAGAAUCUUCAUGUUAUUUUCGUUUGAAUCAUAAAAAAUCGAAAAGUUCAAUAAAGCUGUGAUUCUAUUCACUCUGUUUUACGCAACUUCAAUGUAAAAACCUAUUUGAGAGACAUAUUUCUAUCAGAGUUACUCUUCCUGUUGGAGCUGAUUUGUGAUUAAUCUAUGAUAAAUAAUAAAGAUCCUUACGAAGACUAGACAAAGAACAAAA